AUGCCGCACACUGGGCAAGCCGGGGUGAAUCAAUUAGGCGGCGUCUUUGUGAACGGCAGGCCGUUGCCAGACUGCGUGCGCCAGAGAAUCGUGCAGCUCGCCAUGGUCGGCGUCAGACCGUGCGAUAUUUCCCGACAGCUACUUGUGUCCCAUGGCUGCGUCUCCAAGAUACUCACGAGAUUCUACGAGACGGGAAGCAUCCGACCUGGCAGCAUCGGCGGAAGCAAGACGAAGCAAGUAGCUACGCCAACGGUGGUGAAAAAGAUUUUACGGAUGAAGCAAGAGCAGCCGACAAUGUUUGCCUGGGAGAUCCGCGAACAGCUCGCGCGACAAGGAGCUUGUGAUCCCCAGAGCUUACCCUCCGUAUCAUCGGUUAAUCGUAUUCUCAGAGGUGGUGGGCUUCAUACUGAUAUCCCUUCCAUUGAGGGCGGUGCAUCUGGUGGUUAUACGUCGCAAAUUCCGUCGAACGCUGGAGCUAGAGAUGCACUUAUGAGAACGGAUUAUCAACUAUUCUAUCCGGGUGCUCUAGGACCAUUACACAUUUCCACGAACACUGGCAAUACUGGCACGUCGUCGUGGAAUCAAAGCUUUUACUCGUCUCUCUAUCAAGCGACCACCUUACAUUUGCAACAUGGAAUGCAAUCCUUCGCACCUUUAGAUGCCGAACGUUUGUCGGAGCAAAACGGCGCACAGAAUCAACUGGAGCUGAAAUCGAGUUCGAGCUCGACGGCCGGCAGCGAUGAUUCGCUGGAUAAAAGCGAUCUGGAUGAGAACUUGGUCGAAUCGCAAGAUCAUUACAAGUCUUUUCGAAGCACGCCGAUUAUCCUGGAACUCAGCCAGAAAAUCGGCAGCGAUCGAAGCGCAUUCGUCAGGCACGGUACGCCCAAUUCACACACCACGAAUUCGGACAAUCCGCGAGAAAGUCCAAUGUCGAUCAUUGAGACGUCGAAGCGGGAUUCCCCGGCAUCGUACAGGAUUCACGAGGCGAAGAACACGAGUCCAGGCACGACGAUGACGACGAACGAAGGAGUGGCGAUGGAGAAUCAGCCGCCACAGCCGCAAAAGAAGAAGAAUCCUUACUCGAUAGAGGAGUUGCUCAAGAAAGACGAGAGCAAAUCUGCGUCCAGAAGGCCGAGAUUGCCCAACAUCGGCGUAGUCCAACCGUGCGGCAUUAUCGUAAGCAAGGAAAUCUAA
Molecule: messenger RNA, 1194 nt
Organism: Cyphomyrmex costatus
Lineage: Eukaryota; Metazoa; Arthropoda; Insecta; Hymenoptera; Formicidae
Gene: Poxn
Product: paired box pox-neuro
Exons: 5
Coding region: 1-1194 (397 amino acids)
Biological process (GO): anatomical structure development; regulation of transcription by RNA polymerase II
Molecular function (GO): RNA polymerase II cis-regulatory region sequence-specific DNA binding; DNA-binding transcription factor activity, RNA polymerase II-specific
Source: RefSeq, a predicted model, not a curated record